Molecule: messenger RNA, 684 nt
Organism: Branchiostoma floridae (Florida lancelet)
Lineage: Eukaryota; Metazoa; Chordata; Leptocardii; Amphioxiformes; Branchiostomatidae
Product: RING finger protein nhl-1-like
Exons: 1
Coding region: 1-684 (227 amino acids)
Biological process (GO): protein polyubiquitination; negative regulation of translation; proteasome-mediated ubiquitin-dependent protein catabolic process
Molecular function (GO): protein binding; ubiquitin protein ligase activity; translation repressor activity
Source: RefSeq, a predicted model, not a curated record
AUGAAGGGUGUUAAACUUCGAUGGUUCCCUACAGCCAUGCAGCCAUGCGGUAUAGCCACAGGCAACAACAACUCCCUUUGGGUCGUUCUGCAGGGAGGCGGCAGCCUAAACGCUGUAGCUCAGUAUAGCAAAAAGGGCCACGUCAUUGCCACGUACAAGUGCAACGGCCGAUUUAGAAUCUACGACAUUGCAGUGGACAGGAUUUCCGACAAAAUCGUACUGACAAUAACACGACGUUCCGGUAAAACCAGCCAGGCGGAGGCAGUGUGGUUCCGUCCUGCUUACACGAAUGGGAAGCCGAUAUGUAACUUGAGCAGGUUUGGGACGAUAGAAGGGAGUUAUGCACGGUCUGUCACAGUGGACAGAAAAGGGAACAUCUUCAUUGCAGACAGGUAUAACCAUCGUGUUCUCAAGUAUGACAAGAAUGGAGUCUACGUCUCCAGUUUUGGUAGUCAAGGUCUUGGGUCGGGGAGCCUUCAUAGGCCCAGGGGAGUCAGUGUGGACGGUUGGGGCCGUGUGAUUGUGGCUGAUACUGUGAACCACCGGGUGGAGAUGUUCACGGCUGAGGGGGAUCAUGUCUGCACCGUUGCCUACAUCAAGACACCACUGCGUGUUGCUGUAGGUGGGGACGGGCACCUCGUCGUGUACAAAAAUGCACUUGUACCAAUCUUGCCCCAAAAUUAA